Molecule: messenger RNA, 516 nt
Organism: Penicillium olsonii
Lineage: Eukaryota; Fungi; Ascomycota; Eurotiomycetes; Eurotiales; Aspergillaceae
Source: the annotation of a GenBank genome assembly
AUGGCACCUCAACGCGAAACGGGAGGAAUGUCCGAUCUCACCAUCUCGGACAUUCAUUCCUUGAAGAGGGACGGGGCACUGGAUAUCCUUGCCAAGAUUUCACGCGUCGAGAAAAAAACCUUCCCCACUAAUGAAGCAUUCCCGUUCGGCGAAGAAUUAUGGAGGAAAAAGCCCAACACGCGGGUUCUGUACGCGACUCGAGCCAAGGGAUCGCAGUCAGAUCUGAUCGCCUACGCGGUCUAUGUCCGACAGAAAGGCGUCGCGCUCUUGCACAAGGUCUGUGUCACAGAAGCUAACCGCCGUCAAGGUGUGGGCCAGGAGGUGCUGUCCUACAUUCAGCAGCGCCUACGAAAGGAGGGCUGCCAGUACAUCCAACUCUGGGUAGAUGAGGCCAGGGAGCCUGCACGAGCCUUGUAUCUUCGCAGUGGGUUCGAGGAGCGCGAAGUAAUCCCUGAUUACUAUGCCCCUGGACGGACAGGCAUCAAAAUGGUCCUGGAUUUAGAACGUGGUGCUUGA